This is a messenger RNA of Lepisosteus oculatus (spotted gar), 1937 nucleotides long. It is a transcript of the gene gghl, whose product is annotated as gamma-glutamyl hydrolase. Gene Ontology annotation, molecular function: gamma-glutamyl-peptidase activity. Gene Ontology annotation, biological process: tetrahydrofolylpolyglutamate metabolic process. Gene Ontology annotation, cellular component: vacuole. NCBI's taxonomy places the organism in Eukaryota, Metazoa, Chordata, Actinopteri, Semionotiformes, Lepisosteidae. The record is from RefSeq and is a predicted model, not a curated record.
UUCCCGAGUUCACGUCACCCGCACACGGGUUCACGUGCCUCGGCUGUGCUUCGAACCGCUCCACUUUGCUUUAUGGAGAGAGUAACUGCAGACUCUGAUUUUAAUACCUCGCGUUUCAACAUUUUAACAAGGCAUUUGAAACGAAGGAGGUAAAAAGAAAUGCGCGGUCUCUAUGUGCUUCUGUUCCUGACAGUCGGCUAUGUGUGUGACGCCCUACCGGCCGCGUACCUCAAAGAUCCUGUCAACGACAGACCGAUUAUCGGCAUUUUGACCCAGGAAGUAGUAGACGAUGAAAUGAAGCCCUAUGGAAAGACAUAUAUCCCCGCAUCGUAUGUGAAAUACCUGGAGUCUGCUGGGAGCAGAGUGAUGCCUGUCAGAUUGAAUCUGACAUUUGCUGACUAUGAAAAGAUCUUCAAUUCAAUAAAUGGGAUGCUGUUUAUUGGGGGUGCUGUUGAUUUAGAGACCUCAGAUUUUGCAAAAGCUGCUAUCAUUUUUUACCAGCUGGCUCUAAAGGCCUAUGACUCAGGAGACUAUUUUCCCAUGUGGGGGACAUGUCUGGGGCACCAGCUACUGACUGUGUUAGUAGCCAAAGAGAACCUCCUAACCAAGACGCCUGCAGAAAACCUGGCUUUGCCUCUCAACCUGACAACCGCCGCAAAAUCCAGCCGUGUGUUUGAGAAUUUUCCACAUGAAACUUUGAAGGCUUUGACCCAGGAGCCACUGACUGGAAAUUUCCAUCACUAUGGCGUGACUUUUGAGACAUUCAAAGGCAAUGAAAAAUUGGAACAAUUCUUUUCCAUCCUGUCCACAAACAUAGCAGAAAAUGGCGUGAAGUUCGUUUCCACAAUGGAAGGAAAGAAAUAUCCAUUUUAUGGAGUCCAGUGGCACCCAGAGGUCAAUCGGUUCGAAUGGGACCCAAAGGUGCAAUAUCCACAUUCAAGGAAUGCAGUUCGAGUGUCGUCUUUACUGGCAGAGUUCUUUGUCAAUGAAGCCAGGAAGAGUUCCCAUCACUUCUCCAAUCCUGAAGAUGAAGAGGCAGCACUGAUGUACAAUUAUGUUCCCAUGUUUACUAGCGCGUUCACCAGCUACAACCAGGUCUACUUCUUCUGAUACACCCAGACAGAACUCAGAUAUCCUCAGUCUGAACUUCCUCAGGUCUCAACCACACAGUUUGAUGGAGCAAAAAGGAGAAAUGCAAUUCAGAAUUCCAUUCCAUAAAAUUGGGAUCUUUUUAUUCCAGAAGUUCAGUUUGGGAUUGACCAGUAUAGUUGUGUGCACACUUCCGUCUUUAAUACGUUUGUACUCUCAAACAUGACACUCUGUCUAAGCAAUGUUUCUCAUUCAGCAGAGAUGUGGGGUGACUCAUUAAAACUCAGGAAUGCAGAACUAGCAGGGUCAGACUAACUCUGCCUUUCUUGGUUUAAUCUUUACACAUGUACUUUUUUUUACUCUUUACUAUUUGGCUGUAUUUUAGAAUGGGGGAUGCAAAAGUUGGUUUUCUUGGGUAUUUUAUGAUGACACAAUGUUGCCAUUUUAAGGCUGGUCACUUGGUAUUAUGGAAAAAUAGCUAACCUGAUGACUACAUUUCUGAUGAUAGCCAAUGCCCUGCAUUUCCACUAAACCUGUAACAAUAACAAGCUGCCAAAAUACUUGUAUUACUUUAUUCCUAUGUUUACUGCAAAAUAAUUAAAAAUGUGUUCUCAAAAAGGUUGGACUGUGGUGUUAGAAAGUACUUGCAUUAAAUUAUGUUCUUUCCAAGUGUAUUUCUGUACAACUAUGUGUCAAAUACUAGUUUGUGGAGGGAAUGAUUUUGUGCUCAUUUGCUCUUAAAUUAUGUACUGUUUUUUCCCCUCCGGUGUGUGAUUUUAUUUUUACUCUUAAGUAAAGUGCAUUUGGAAAUUGAGACUGUUUUAAAAAUAAAAACGUUUGAAUUAUCA